AUGAGACGAUUCACAAUACGGCAUCUUAGUAGUAAUCUAAGGUUGCAAACUAAGAAACAGUUGAAUGAUUUGUCUACCAAAACCCUUAAUGACAAUACACAACAAGAAUUACCCCGAAUAAAUCAACUAGGUAUUCAAUACUUAUCAGAAUCUAUUCAUAAGAAAGUAUUCCCAACAGUUCCUAUAGAUCAUUAUCGUACCGAAAAUAAUGAUGCAUUAUUAUCCAUAGCCAAAAGUCAUCUCCAACAUCAUGAUUUGUUAGGUAAGAAGACUCAAUUAUUACCACCAAUAAAUAUAGAGAAUUUACCAAAUCUUUUGGGGAAUUCAUUGGAUGAACAUUUUUAUAAGUUAGGGAAGUAUAGUAGUGAUAGUUAUUUAAAAUCCUGUGAAGAGUUUUUGAAUUGCAAUUUACCUCCAAGACCUUCAAAAUGGUGUUUCAAACCUGGUUGGUAUAGAUAUGAAUCCAACAAAGAUCCAGAACCAGUUAAAUAUCCCCUUGAAUCCCAAUUAGUUUUUGAUGUGGAAGUCAUGUAUAAGCAAUCCCAAUACGCUGUGUUAGCAACCUGUGUAUCACCAAAAGCCUGGUAUGCUUGGGUAUCUCCAUUAUUGACUAAUUAUGCUCAAGAUUCUAAUUAUAAUGACUAUGAACAUUUGAUUCCAAUGAACUGUUUGAAUGAAGAAAAACUUAUAGUUGGGUUCAAUGUAAGUUAUGAUAGAGCCAGAAUUAUGGAUGAGUAUAAUAUUAAGCAACUGAAAGCAUUUUAUCUUGAUGCUAUGUCAUUACAUGUUUCUACAGCAGGAUUAUGUUCUCAUCAAAGACCCCAAUGGCAUAAGCAUCAAAAGACUUUGAAAGUUUCAAACGAUGAAGAUCUCAAAUCUGAAGCAGAUGAAUUGAACCUCACUGAAGCAUUGGAAAAUCAAGAAAUUUUGGCUCAAGAAUUAAUCGAUGAUCCUUGGUUAAAUAAAGGAGCUCCAAAUUCUUUAGCCAACGUUGCCAAAUUUCAUUGUGGAAUUGAUCUUGAAAAAGAUGCAAGAAACACAUUUCAAUCACUCGAUCCUCAAGAUAUAAUUGAUGAUUUUAAUAAUUUAAUGGAUUAUUGUAGUGGUGAUGUCAUUGCAACUUUUGAAGUGACUAAGAAAUUAUUCCCGAUUUUCCAACAAAAGAUUCCUCAUCCAGUUUCAUUUGCAGCUUUAAGACAUUUGGGUACUUUAGUUUUACCUACCACCAAGAAAUGGGAUCAAUAUGUUGAUUCUGCUGAACGAGUUUAUGAAGAUAAUAGAGAUCAAGUCACUAACAUUUUGAAAGAUAGAGCCAAUGAAUUAGUUGAAUAUAUUUCUCAAAAUGAUCCUUCCAAAAUUCCCGAUUUCAAUGAUCCAUGGUUGAAACAAUUGAAUUGGGAUUUGAAAUUACCAAGAUUAAAGAAAAAUGGUGAUCCAGUGGCCAAUCAAGCUUAUCUUACAGGAUACCCUGAAUGGUAUAGGGAAUUGUUCAAGACUACUGAAGACAUUUAUGGCGAAAAAAUCAAGGAAUUGACUAUAUCCGUUAGAACUAGAAUCACCCCUUUGUUAUUGAGAUUAAAAUGGGAAGGUUAUCCAUUAUUCUGGACAGAAUCCAAUGGUUGGUGUUUCAAGGUUCCAUUCAAUGACAAGAAAGAUGAUGAAUUAACCAAGAAAGGUUAUGUCAAAGCUAAGCUAACUGAAGAGGAUAUUGAAUUAUAUUAUGACGAUUUGACUGGUGGCAGUCAUGAAUUAUGGAAGGUUCCACAUCCCGACGGUGCCAAUAAAAGAUGUACAGCAGUGAUGUCCAAAACAUAUUCCCAAUACUUUUCUAAUGGAGUGUUAACAUCAGAAUAUUCUUAUGCUUCAGAAAUCUUGGACCUUAAUUCAACCGCUUCUUAUUGGAUGGGAAACCGUGCAAGAAUUUUGGAACAAUUUGUGGUUUAUUCAGAUGAUAAAAAGAAUCAAAUCGCUCCUGUCAAAGAAACCAACAAAGGAACUGAAAACUUAGGAAUUAUUAUACCUAAAUUAGUUACAAUGGGUACCAUCACGAGAAGAGCUACGGAAAAUACUUGGCUUACAGCAAGUAAUGCUAAGAAGAAUAGAAUUGGAUCAGAAUUGAAAUCUCUUAUUCAAGCACCUCCAGGGUAUAAAUUUGUGGGAGCUGAUGUAGAUUCUGAAGAAUUAUGGAUUGCUGCAUUGAUUGGAGAUUCAAUUUUCAAAGUUCAUGGAAGCACAGCUUUAAGUUGGAUGACUUUGGAAGGUGAUAAGAAUCAAGGUACCGAUUUGCAUUCUAAAACUGCCGAAAUCUUAGGUAUCUCCAGGGGAGAAGCUAAAAUUUUCAAUUAUGGUAGAAUUUAUGGAGCUGGAGUUAAAUUUGCAACCACUUUAUUGAAGAAAUGUAAUAGUUCUUUGACAGAUGAACAAGCAGUGGCCAUGGCUAGGAAGUUAUAUAACGAAACCAAGGGCCAAUAUGGAGCUUCUAAAUUAUUGAAAAGGAAGAUCUAUCAUGGAGGAACUGAAUCAGUAAUGUUCAAUGCUUUGGAAAAUAUCGCUCAUUCAGAUGAUCCAAGAACUCCAGUUUUAGGAGCUGCUAUCACUGACGCUUUAACGGCAAAGAAUUUGAAUAAAAACAAUUAUAUCACUUCCAGAACUAAUUGGGCCAUUCAAAGUUCAGGAGUGGAUUACUUGCAUCUAUUAAUUGUUUCUAUGGAAUAUCUUAUUGAGAAGUACAAAGUCGAUGCGAGAUUGAUGAUUACAGUUCACGAUGAAUUAAGAUACAUGGUCAAAGAUGAGGAUAAGUACAAAACUGCUUUGUUAUUACAAAUAAGUAAUUUAUGGACAAGGGCCAUGUUUGUUGAAAGAUUAGGAUUUAGUGAAUUACCGCAGUCAGUGGCCUUCUUCUCUGAAGUUGAUAUUGACCAUGUGUUAAGGAAAGAAGUCACUUUAGAUUGUUUAACACCUUCUCAAAAAGAAGCGAUCCCUCCAGGAGAAUCGUUGGAUAUUUAUAAAUUAUUAGAAAAAACCAAUAAUGGAGAGAUCUUAUCAGAUUUCAAAUUGGAUGACAGCAGAGACUUCAAGUACGAUGCAAAACCUUUAGUGAUUGAUAAUUUGACUAAACAUUUAGAUGAUGAGUUGAAAGUUGCUCAAGUUAAGUUAGAGACAAGUGCUGAUAAAGAAGAAUGGAAUAGCAAUUUAUUUGAAUUCAGCAAGAUUUACAAAUCUCAACCCAAAACACCCAAGAAACCAAAACGUAAGGCAGUUGAAUAUGAUUUGAUUGCUGAUGGUGAUGAAGAAUUAGAGAAAAUGAUCAAUUCACCACCACCUUAUUUAAAGAAAGGAUAUGAAGAUACGAAUUUAGAUACCAAACAAGAUCGACUAUCUCAAUUUAAGGACAAGAAACUUGUCCGCACAAAACCUUUAUUCGAUAAUUUAAAUUAUCGACGACAGAGUUAUCAAUAA
Yamadazyma jaroonii is the source of this 3459-nucleotide messenger RNA. NCBI's taxonomy places the organism in Eukaryota, Fungi, Ascomycota, Pichiomycetes, Serinales, Debaryomycetaceae. The record is from the annotation of a GenBank genome assembly.